Messenger RNA from Centruroides sculpturatus (bark scorpion), 1631 nucleotides. RefSeq lists its product as uncharacterized. The transcript is spliced from 3 exons. The coding region runs from base 140 to 730 and encodes 196 amino acids. NCBI's taxonomy places the organism in Eukaryota, Metazoa, Arthropoda, Arachnida, Scorpiones, Buthidae. The record is from RefSeq and is a predicted model, not a curated record.
UCAAGUUAUUGUAAAGUUCAAAUAUUCCUUUAAAAGAUCUUUUAUAUAAUGUAAGUCAAUAUUUUCAGAAUGUGAUUUAAAAUGUUAUGACUUCAAAAGCGAUUCAGAUUUAUUUAUUUUUGAAAAAUAUAUUUGGAAUAUGGACCAUUUUAUACAAAGUAUUGCAUCGCAUUUGAAAGUUGGUCUUAUUUGUAUUGAUCUUGAACAUUCCCAUCAAAUAUCAUCAUUCUACAAAACAUACUCAAUCAUAUAUCAUUCUUCAAAUUAUAUUUUGAAAUAUUUUAUAACCAGAGUAAUCACUUAUAAAUUUAUAAAGGUGGUAGAUUUUGCUCUUCACAACACUCAGCGAGCAGCUGCACGAAAGUAUGGUGUUGCACAAAAGAGAGUGUUUGCUUGGGUCUUGGCAAAAGAUGAACUACAAGAAAUUCAGAAUUCAAAUAAUCCUCAAAAACAGGAUGUAGAAGAGGUUGAUAGGUUAUUGUGGAAAUGGCGUAAAGAUAUGAUAGAUAAAGGUAAAGAUGUUUCUAAAAGAAUGAUAUGUGCUCAGGCUCGAUUCCAAUUUAAAAAGAUGGGAAAUUCUAAUUUUGUUGGAAAUAAUCAGUGGUACAAUAACUGGAUUAAAAGAAUUAAAAAGAAAGGAUUUCAGUUAGAUAUUCCAAGCAAUGAUACAGAAUCAUUAAAAAAUAUAAUGGAACAAGAUAGUAGCAUUAAUGAGAGUGGAUGUUCCUAGCUAGUCUGUGUUGAGUGAAUCAUCUCCUCCUCCUCCUCCUCCUCCUCCUCCUAUAUUGAAAUUUAGUGAAAAUAUUCAGAAAUAUGGAAUAUGUCAACAAGGAAUCUAAGAUAAUUAAAAAAAAAGUUAUAGAAUUUACAGAAUUACUUUUCCUGUCAAAUAUUGAUAUAUUUUUUCCACAUUCAGUAUGCUCAGGAAAAUAAUUAAAUUUUAACAAGUGAAAUACUCAGGUAGAAAUAUAAAAAAAAUGUACAAUAUAUAUAUAUAUCAUAUCAUAUAUAUAUUAAACAAAGAAAUAUUUGUUAAAUAUUCAUCAUUGUAGGAGUGAUUUAAUAUCAUUGUUAAUUGUUAUGUUGGUUAUUUGAGAUAAUUGAAAGAAUUUAAAGUGUUUAAUAAUAAUAAUAAUUUUGUUUGUAUUAUAUUAAUUUUUUCAAGAUUAGCAAAUUUAUUUAAUAUGAAAAUAAUCUUGAUUGAUAUCAUCCAUCAAACUGGUGAUUAUAUUUUUAUUAUUUUUUAUUUUAAACAUAGUAUAUAUAUAUAUAAAAUGCAUUACAACUAUAUAUAUAAAACAAAAAUUAACAGUGAAAUAAUAAUUUAAAAUAUUUAUACAUGUGACAAUCAAUAUUGUGAAGUUCAUCAAUAUAUUAUUUUUUUCUAGAUUCAAAACAGUUUAUACAUUAUCUGGGAAGUAUUUGCAAAAUAAUUAAAAUUUCAUAAUAAUAAUUAUUAUUUUAUUUAAAAUAUUAGUUUUUGUCUGUUUCUAAUAUGAAUAUUUCCUCACCUCUGUUUUAAUGAAACUCUUAAUAGUUAGUAGUAACAGUCAGAAAUGUGGUGGUGUUUGGUAGUAAAAAUGAAAUUAGUGUUUUUAGUUUAAAAAUCUGAUUAUUUUAAAUAGCUUAUU